AUGAACAAGGUGUCUCCAAAGAUGGCGCAAAAACGCACGAUCACGGACUUUUUCACCGUGAAAAGACAGAAGUCGGACUCUGUGGCGAAGAGCGUCGCGUCAGAGACACAAGUGGUCGGAAAGACCGACUCAGUCAAGAAACAAAUCACUCUCCAGGUGACCACCACAAGCUCCUUCGAUAAGCAGAAAUGGGUCAACUCGCUGACUCCCGAGCAAAGGGACCUGCUCGAGCUGGAGAUCUCCAGCAUGGAGUCGUCCUGGCUCGCCCUCCUGCACCAGGAACUGACCAAGCCUUACUUCCUCGGACUCAAGAGAUUCCUGCUUUCUGAAUGGAAGUCCCAGACUAUCUUCCCUCCCAAGGAGAAUGUCUACUCGUGGACGCGUCUGACGCCAGUCAACAACGUCAAGGUGCUUGUUCUUGGCCAGGACCCGUACCACAACUACAACCAGGCCCACGGACUCGCGUUCUCUGUCCAGGACCCUACUCCGCCUCCUCCGUCGCUAAAAAACAUCUACAAGUGUCUGAAAAAGGAGUACCCAAAGUUUGAGGUCCCCAAGAAGGGUGAUCUCACCAAAUGGGCCCAGAACGGAGUCCUCAUGCUCAAUACGUGUCUCACGGUGCGCGCCCAUAACGCCAACUCGCAUGCGGGAAGAGGCUGGGAACAGUUCACCAUGCAGGCCAUCAAGAAACUGAUAGAGCACAGAAACCGGAACGGCAAGGGCCUGGCCAUCGUUGCGUGGGGGUCGCCUGCCCAGAAGACCGUGUUCAACGUCGGCAAGAUCGACUGGAGUGUGAACCUGUUCCUGAAGUCUGUCCAUCCGUCUCCGCUCAGUGCGGCACGCGGGUUCUUCGACUGCCAGCACUUCACCAAGUGCAACGCGUGGCUCGAUGAAAAAUACGGCAAGGACGCGAGAAUAGACUGGGCCCUGGUGGACGGAAAUACAGUGCUGGAAAAUUAA
Molecule: messenger RNA, 960 nt
Organism: Ogataea angusta
Lineage: Eukaryota; Fungi; Ascomycota; Pichiomycetes; Pichiales; Pichiaceae
Exons: 1
Coding region: 1-960 (319 amino acids)
Biological process (GO): base-excision repair; base-excision repair, AP site formation via deaminated base removal
Cellular component (GO): nucleus; mitochondrion
Molecular function (GO): uracil DNA N-glycosylase activity
Source: RefSeq, a predicted model, not a curated record